AUGGAGGCUGGAUUUAUCUCGCACGGGUUUGUCCGCACCUCUCUCGUCAAUUCUUUCGGGAGAUCCGGGAAACUAGCCGAAGCUCGCAGGAUCUUUGACGAACACUGCGAUGAGAAGGAUAUUUUUUUGUGGAACACCAUGCUUGGUGUCUAUGCCGACCAUGGAGAAGCCGAGGAAGAUGGAGUGUUUUUGUUUUGGAGGCUACACUUGGAAGGUUUGAAGGCUGACAGGAUAACUCUCACGACCAUGGCCAGCGCUUGUGACAGUCCAGAGCUUCUUCGGGGAAGCACUCGCAUCCACGAUCACUGUGUGGAGCUCGGCUACAUGACCGACGUGGUUACCUCAAACUCCAUCAUCACAAUGGACGCAAGCUGUGGUAACUGGGAGGAAGCUGUCGCCAUCUUUCGAAAGUCACAGCACAGGGAUGUGGUCACUUGGAGCGCAGUGAUCGCUGGCUACUUUAAGCAAGGACGUCACUCUCCAGGGAUCAGAUUCUUCCAAGAGAUGGUUCUCGAGGGACUCAAGCCAAGCAAAGUUACGCUGGUGGCAAUGCUCGGUGCCUCGGGAUUGCUUUUGGAGGAGGCCAAAAAGAUACACGCCGGUGUUGUGGCGAUUGGGUCUGAAAACGACUCUACAAUCGGGAAUGCCAUGGUUAGGCUGUAUGGAAGGUGUGGGAGCACUCUUGACGCGAAUAAAGCUUUCGACAAGCUGGGAGACAAGAGCGUUGUCUCGUGGAGCGUGAUGAUUUCGGCACUCUCUCAACACGGUAACAUCGACCAAGUCCACAGGCUUUUACACCAGAUGCAACAGGAAGGACUCAAGCCAAACCAACAUCUCUUAGGACGAGCAGGGUGGCUGGCCAAGGCAGAAGCUUUGAUGGUUGGUAUGCCAUUUCCUCCAACUUUGGUGAUGCUAAAGUCGCUGUUGGGAGCGUGUGGAACAUAUGGAAAUCUGGAACGUGGUCAAAGGCUUGCUCAAGAGAUUACAUGUUCUGUGUUCAUGUUCCCAUCCCACCACGGCAGCAUUCCGGGCGACGGAUGGAAUGCUUUUGAGGGACGGUCUGGGCAGGAUUAUGGGCCAUCGCCCGAGCGUCAUAUAGAGGGUUCGCAGCGCAAGGGAUGGGCGCAAAUCCAGGACACCCGGGCGGAGGCACGGAUCCUGAAAGGAGGGAGGCACGUCUACCUCAAGAUCGUGCACCGUGACGACGACGUCGCCCAGCGCAGGUUUGCCAGGGAUGUCGCGGCGGCAAAGCUGGAAAAUGGGAUCUUGGAGCUGCAAGGAGCGCCAUCGGCCGUUUGGAUCCAUCCGAACUAUGUCCUCUUGGAGGAGCUGAUUGAGCGCGAGCUGGAACAAGCCCGCUGGCACUGCUUCCAUGUCGUUGGGACUCCGGGGAUUGGGAAGAGCUACUUCGCCUUGUACUGGCUCUACAAGCUCGCGCGGCGAAAGACGCGAGUUAUCCACUGCCUCGAUCGCGAUGACCACCGUCAUGGUGGGGAUGGCGAUGACGAUGGCGAUCGAGAUAAGUGGUUUCUCUACGACUUCUCUCUCGAAGAUCCUCUUGUCUGGACCGGGCCGAGAUACUAG
Molecule: messenger RNA, 1584 nt
Organism: Selaginella moellendorffii
Lineage: Eukaryota; Viridiplantae; Streptophyta; Lycopodiopsida; Selaginellales; Selaginellaceae
Product: pentatricopeptide repeat-containing protein DOT4, chloroplastic
Exons: 3
Coding region: 1-1584 (527 amino acids)
Biological process (GO): RNA modification
Molecular function (GO): protein binding; RNA binding
Source: RefSeq, a predicted model, not a curated record